AUGCCAGAGGGGAACCAGAAGUUUGCCAUCAAGAACCUCUUCGAUGUCCAGGGUUGGACCGUCGUCGUGACCGGCGGCGGCACAGGCAUUGGCCUGAUGAUCGCGCAGGCAUUCGCGAACAACGGCGCGCGCGUGUACAUCACUGGACGUCGCACGGACGUGCUCGAGACUACUGCAAAAGAAUGGGGCUCGAAGCUGCUUCACCCUGAGGGCAGGAUCAUACCCAUGCCGACUGACAUCACGGACAAGAGCUCUAUCCAGAACCUCGCGCGAGAGGUCGCGACGCAUGAGGACCAUGUCGACGUGCUCGUGAACAACGCAGGUAUCGACGGGGACACGAGCACCAUUGAAAAGGGCGACGAGAGCGCGGAGGCUCUGCAGGAGCAGCUCUGGAGCGAGGAGAUGAAGAUGUGGGAGGAGGUGUAUCGCACGAACGUAAUGGGACAUUUCUUCACGACCGUCGCGUUCUUGCCCCUUCUGUCUGCCGCGACGAAGCGUGGUGUUGGACACACAGGAAGCGUCAUCAAUAUUUCGUCCAUGUCAGGCAUCACGCGAACGUCACAGCACCACAUAGCAUACAAUACCUCCAAGGCCGCUGCCAUCCAAUUGAACACGCUCCUCGCGCAGGAAAUGCGUCGUCCAGGUGUCAAGGUCCGCGUGAACUCUAUCGCACCCGGCAUAUUCCCUAGCGAGAUGUCCGCCUCGGAAUCGAACGCGCAAAACAAGUCGACGAUCCCGACAGACGACUCGUACGGCAAGAAGAAAGGCAUCCCUGCCGGACGGCCUGGCGGCGAGGAGGAUAUGGCACAAGCUGCGCUCUUCCUGGCGUGCAACCAAUACAUCUAUGGUCAGACCGUAACGGUCGACGGCGGAUACCUCCUUGAGCAUCCAUAG
Messenger RNA from Fomitopsis serialis, 894 nucleotides. Its product is annotated as NAD-P-binding protein. The record is from RefSeq and is a predicted model, not a curated record. The transcript is spliced from 4 exons. The coding region runs from base 1 to 894 and encodes 297 amino acids. NCBI's taxonomy places the organism in Eukaryota, Fungi, Basidiomycota, Agaricomycetes, Polyporales, Fomitopsidaceae.